AAGCAAAGGCAAGGCAAGGCAAGGCAAGGCAAGGCAUGGCACGGCAAGGCAAGGAAAAGAAAAAGAAAAAAAGAAAACCAUACUUUUUCCUACCAACUCCCAUCUCUCCCCAUUUUACCUCCUCAUGCAUUUGCCCAAAUACAGGACCCACCCCCACCAAAAUGAGACUUUAUUCCUGGUAUUAUUCUUGGUUACAUCCCCUUCCCUGAAGUUCACCCUGGCAGGGCCAGUUUGGGGAAUUAGCCUUGGGCAACCAUAUCCUUCCUGGCAGAGCUGCCAGCAUUAUUGCCCAAUCAGAGACAUCUUUGUGCCCGUAGGGUAUAAGAGACAACAGCAUCCUGGACAUAGCAGACUGGGGUCCCACCAGCUACAGAAAUGAGGUCCAUUCUGAUCAUCUCCCUCCUCGGCUGCUUCUUUGCAGCAUAUGAGGCCAAAAUCUUCUCCAAGUGUGAGCUGGCCCGCAAGCUGAAGGCAGAGGGAAUGGAUGGCUUCCACGGCUACAGCCUGGCAAACUGGGUCUGCAUGGCUGAGCAUGAGAGUAACUUCAACACCCGGGCCUUCAAUGGGAAAAAUGACAAUGGCAGCAGUGACUAUGGGAUCUUCCAGAUCAACAACAAGUGGUGGUGCAAAAAUAACUCCUCCCCUUCAGCAAAUGCCUGCAACACAAUGUGCAGUAGGUUUCUGGAUGACAACAUCAGUGAUGACAUCGCCUGUGCCAAGAGGGUCGUGAAAGAUCCUAAUGGGAUGUCUGCCUGGGUGGCCUGGGUAAGACACUGCAGAAACAAGGAUUUGUCCAGAUAUCUAGCCAGUUGUAAUCUGUGAGACUGUCAUUGAAUAUGGCUCCUGGAGAAAGUGGCCAAGUUCUUGGAAACUCUGAAUUUCUGUCCCCCCUCCCCCAUCUCUGCCUCCAAAA
Acinonyx jubatus (cheetah) is the source of this 913-nucleotide messenger RNA. RefSeq names its product lysozyme C, milk isozyme. The transcript is spliced from 4 exons. The record is from RefSeq and is a predicted model, not a curated record. Gene Ontology annotation, molecular function: lysozyme activity. NCBI's taxonomy places the organism in Eukaryota, Metazoa, Chordata, Mammalia, Carnivora, Felidae. The coding region runs from base 376 to 822 and encodes 148 amino acids.